AUGGAAGUUAUUUCAUCAAAACGAUCCAUUUUAUUGACUUUAGCCACUUCAAGCUUGUUAACAUCAAACAUCUAUGCAGAUGAAUUAAUGAUGUGCAAUCUUCACAGCAAAGAAAAUGAUGACAAGUGUUCUGAAGAUAGAGGAAACCUUAAAGGGGAAAAGAAAAGAAGUUUCCGUUUUGAAGAAUUAAAAGUUUGGGGUCCAAAACACGUCAUGAAGAUGAGCACACCUGCAGUCAACAAAAACUUGCCCUUGUGACCUGGGAGGCCCACGGAAGAAGCAAGCACUGGGGCAAUGGCCACCCCGCCUCUGAGAUUUGGAAGAAACAGAAAGGAAAGCAUCAGACGUGUUCCUAAUCUGCCACAGAGGUUUGGGAGAACAACAGCCAAAAAUGUGACCGAGACACUGAGUGAUGUGCUCCAAAGACCCAUGCACUCACCAUCUGUCAAUGAGCUGCUUUAGGCUCUGUCCUGUCAGCCCCCAGAAAUCCAGAAUCCUGAUCAAAAACACCCAAGGUAG
Molecule: messenger RNA, 519 nt
Organism: Myotis daubentonii (Daubenton's bat)
Lineage: Eukaryota; Metazoa; Chordata; Mammalia; Chiroptera; Vespertilionidae
Gene: NPVF
Product: neuropeptide VF precursor
Biological process (GO): negative regulation of gonadotropin secretion; neuropeptide signaling pathway
Molecular function (GO): signaling receptor binding
Source: RefSeq, a predicted model, not a curated record